UUUCCUGCUGCUUUUACCAAAAUGACGAAGUUUGAACGCUUUUUGCUAUUUGAGCUUAUACUAGAAGAAUGGGGGAAAUCAUAUUAAAAAACAUAGAUGAGUGUUUGUUUUUCGCCUUUACCCCAUAUUUUCCCGAGAUGUGAAAAGAAGGUAGAUUCCUAGAGAUAGUGGUGUAGGAAGAAUGCUUAAUGCCACGAAAGGAGGCGCCAUACUCGGUCUGAAGCCGGGAAAGUGGGGCGGGGGUAAAGUCGGAGUCUUCGUGCGCCGGACUCACCUAAUCCUGAAGCACGAUUGCGCAGGCGUUUCAGCGCGGGGAAUCCUGGGCAGAUUUCUCUGCAGGACCCCAGGAAUCUUGUGAAGAUGACUUUAGAGGAGAGAGAGGGAUGCGUUUGGCUACUCGUGCUUAGCUCUGUGUUUGUGUGUAAUCUACUUAAGCUUCUCCUCCCCUCCUUCUCUUCCGUCAUAUCCAAGCUGCUACAAAAGGAUGUAGACCAAGAGUCCCAGAUGAGAGCAGAAAUACAAACCAUGAAACAAGAUCUUUCAGCUAUUAGUAUGAUGGAUGAAUUUGCCAGAUAUGCCAGACUAGAACGAAAGAUUAAUAAAAUGACUGAUAAGCUUAAAACUCAUGUGAAAGCACGAACAGCUCAAUUAGCCAAAAUUAAAUGGGUCAUAAACAUUGUUUUUUAUAUAUUGCAGGCUUUAUUAAUGAUUUCACUUAUUUGGAAAUAUUAUUCGGAUCCUGUGACUGUGCUACCAAGUAAAUGGAUAGCUCCAUUAGAACGGUUAGUGGCAUUUCCUACUGGAGUAGCAGAUUUUGGUCCAAUUACAGAUUAUUGAAACUCUUCUGGGACAUGGAUCAGCUCAUCUGAAGCUUUGGUAGCUACCAGCAUGCCACACCCACCCCCUGCAUGGACUGAGAGCCUGUACCUAUUCUCAGCCUGAAGCAGCUUAGAUUGAGACCAUUGCCCCUGCUCCUGAUAUAAUUUGGACUGAUAUGGGGGAGUGUGAAAGUGGUUGAUUAAUUAUUGUUAAAAUUAUAACUGUAUUACUAUGUGUUUAAGAUUGGAUGGAAAUUGGGGAUGGAAAUUGUUAAAACUGUGUAACUAUUGCUGUUAUGGAUGUAUAGGAACUUUAUAUGUGGGAUUGUUACUUGAUGCUUUAGCUUUGAAAUCUCUUAUUCUGUUGGAAUUGCUGUGGCAGACUGUUCUCUGAUUGCCUGCUUUUAGGAAAUCUCCAAGAUAUAGAUACCUGUCUUGGGACUGGCGGUCUCUAAAUCUGUAACCCCAGUUUCUUAAUUAGUAUCUUAGCAUUCUCAAAGAACAUUGCAGUUUUGAAAUCAGGCCUCUAAAGUUAGGGGUUUGCCUGCCUUCAUAGUCUAACUGCAUAUUCUGCUCAGAAAUCUGGAUCCUUUCUGGAUCCUAGUAGCAGCACCUGUUCUUUUAAGCAGGGACAGGUGGAGCUACUCCAGGCCCCACUCUUUCUCUCCUUUGGAAUCUCUUGACAGACUUGGGGUGCCCCUCCUAGCAUGGGCAGCAUGACUGUCUCGAGCCCUGCUACUCCCUAUAUAAGCAGAGGCUGAGUUAAGGGCACAAAUGACUGCAGACACCUAAUACAGUGAACUGUUGUUCUUAAACUGGAUUCUCUGGCUGAGAUGGUGUUCAACUGCAGAAGACCUGAAAUGCUGCAACAGGGAGCCUUUGUACUGCUGAAAACUCUGGGGUUGUCAGGGAGAAACUUGCCCUUACCCUAAGUCCUUGCAUUUUCUAGUUUUAUUUUGAUUUAUUUGCUUCACAUUGGCUUGGUCAAAAUUAUGGUGCUGAGACCUUCCUGAUAUCUAGGGUGAGAUGAUUCAAUAAUUCAAAUAUUCAGAAGGAGAAUGUGUAAUGUUGUGCUUCAGUUUCCCUAGAUUGUCAUCUUUAUCUUUCUUUGUAUUUUUAUGUCUGCCAAAUGCCAAUCUGUUCUGUUCUGACAAUUGGUGGAAGCAACUUUUAUGGUAUGGACUUAUUACAAUCAGUGGUAUUAUCCUGUUGCCACUACGCCUGCCUUGUAUAGUUACUUUAGUAACCAGAAUAGUUCAAUGGUCUCUGUCAAAGAUACUGCAUACAGAGGAUGCUAUUAAAAUGAUGAUUCUUUAGAAAGAAGGUUGGAAUGUAGUAGAGAGAGAUGAUCAGCUUGAUAAACAAUGUGUAGAUAUGUUGACUGAUUUUGAACAGUCUGUAAGUUCUUCAUAGAUAUAUGAUAAACAUCAUUUACAAAUUUAGGGGGGAUUGAGUGAGAUGGAAAGAUGAAGAACUUACAAGGUAAGUAUUGUAUGAAUUCCCUCCCCCUUUUUUGUUUCUUUUUGUUAUUUCCCUGUGUCCUGCAUAAGUAUAAAAUAUGCAGACAUAUUUACUUAACAUUAGUCAGUGACAUUUAUCAGUAUUUGACAUUUAUCAAUAUUUAGUCUAUUAGCUUGACCACUGUCAGUUCAAUUAUAAAAAGCCUGAAGGCCUAAGUUUCAAUUUCCUAGAAGAAAGCUGAUUUUGGGGAAACUGAAACCUUUCAUUCUAAUUUUUUCGGGAAGCAACAUCCAAUUAGAUGGCCCCACAUCUUUCAGUGCUCUCUAACUUGUGAUGUAAUUUCCUGUAACAAAAUCUAUAAAAGCUGUGUAUAUUUACUGAUUCUUCAAAUCUCCUACUGUGAGUACUUUCACUUCCCUUUUUCGUUCAUGGCUGGACCAUCCACUUCUCAUGAGAUUCUACAAUAAACAAUUUUCUGUUUUCUAC
Molecule: messenger RNA, 2765 nt
Organism: Antechinus flavipes (yellow-footed antechinus)
Lineage: Eukaryota; Metazoa; Chordata; Mammalia; Dasyuromorphia; Dasyuridae
Gene: GET1
Product: guided entry of tail-anchored proteins factor 1
Exons: 5
Coding region: 361-837 (158 amino acids)
Biological process (GO): tail-anchored membrane protein insertion into ER membrane
Source: RefSeq, a predicted model, not a curated record